Messenger RNA from Amyelois transitella, 1446 nucleotides. Its product is annotated as putative polypeptide N-acetylgalactosaminyltransferase 10. The record is from RefSeq and is a predicted model, not a curated record. NCBI's taxonomy places the organism in Eukaryota, Metazoa, Arthropoda, Insecta, Lepidoptera, Pyralidae. Gene Ontology annotation, cellular component: Golgi apparatus. The transcript is spliced from 2 exons. Bases 1 to 1446 code for a protein of 481 amino acids.
AUGCUUAUACAAAUGUUAAAAUCAAUGAACAGUUAUCGAGGUGCUAUGGGUUCUUUUGCAAAUGAACAGUCCAUUAAGGACUUACUUGCAAAGAAUGAUUGUUUCAUACCAAAAAGUUUAAGAAGAAUAGAUUGGCAUGAUCACGAUCUGAUAAAAAAAGAACGAAAGCGAAAAGGUUUUGGAGAACGGGGCCAACCAGCUAAAUUGACUAAUUUGGACGAUAUUUUUGAAGCGGCUGGCAGGUUUCAAAUAUACGGUCUAAAUGCUAAAGUAAGUGACAAUAUAUCUUUGAGCCGUUCUUUACCAGAUACUCGUAAUGCAGCAUGUAUGAACAAGAUGUAUAUAGAAUCAUUACCAUCUGUGAGUAUAAUUAUCCCUUUUCACAAUGAACAUCAAAGUACCUUGUUGAGAACAAUAUGUUCAGUUACGAACAGAACACCACACAAACUUAUAAAAGAAAUUAUAAUUGUUGAUGAUGCUAAUGACAUUGAUGCUAACACAUUUGAAUAUAAAUCUAACGGCGAAUAUUAUGGUGGUUUCGACUGGCAUUUAAACUUUAAACUAUAUCCUCUAAUAGAGGAAGACAGAUUAAAAUUGCCGGAACCAUAUGCGAAUCCAGUUAUGUCGGGUGGAAUAUUUGCAAUAUCCCGUUUAUUUUUUUGGGAACUAGGAGGAUAUGAUCCAGGGCUGUACGCCUGGGGUGGCGAGCAAUUUGAAUUGAGCUUUAAGAUUUGGCUUUGCGGAGGUCGCAUGUUCACUGCACCAUGUUCUCGCGUAGGACACGUCUAUCGCGAUCCCCCCAGGUAUCUUAAAUAUGGAUAUGGCGAUUUUCUAAGAAGGAAUUAUCGCCGUGUAGCGGACGUAUGGAUGGAUAGUUACGCUGCAAAACUUUAUUCUAGUGAUACAGUUUAUUCAAGAAUAGACCCUGGUGAUAUAUCUCAACAGCAAGCAUUUCGUCAGCGACGGCAUUGUAAGUCUUUUGAUUGGUUUAUAAAUGAAAUCGUUAAUGAUAUGAGAACUCAAAGCGACGCUUACAUAGAUAAAUUUAAUUUAGCUGAAGGGCAAGUGAGACCCCUUUGGAGUCAAAGCUUAUGCGUUCACGCUGACUAUGACACUCGCCAACUAGUAAUGAAAAAAUGCCAAGAAUGGAGAAAAAAUGAGCAGACUUUCUUUUUCACUUAUAGGAGAGAUGUUCAAAAUAAAGACAUGUGUUGGGACUUACGAGAAUCUGCUCCAAUGAGUCCUGUAUUAUUGGACAUAUGCUCUGGUUUGGGAGGAAAUCAGUUAUGGCGAUAUGAUGUGGACUCAUUACAGAUUAUACAAGGUAUUGGCAACUGCUUGGAAUGGGACGAACUUUCACAAAGUUCUCUUCAUAUAAAUCGUUGUGUUAAUUAUAGCAGCGCACAAAAAUGGCAGGUUGAUUAUAACACUUUUCAUUUAAUUUAG